Messenger RNA from Microcebus murinus (gray mouse lemur), 1288 nucleotides. Lineage: Eukaryota; Metazoa; Chordata; Mammalia; Primates; Cheirogaleidae. The record is from RefSeq and is a predicted model, not a curated record.
GCUGAGGCAAAGAGAGCGAGCUAUAAAUUAAGGAUCUCGGCUACUCAAUUUACAUAUGCUUCCGUCUUCCUUGCCCAGCCACCUCUGUUUCUUCAUAAAUCUCGCUAAAACUGUCAUGGAUUCACUUGGUGCAGCCAGCAUUCAUUUUGGGUUUGAUCUUUUCAAAGAGCUGAAGAAAAGAGAUGACAGCAAUGUCUUCUUUUCCCCGAUGGGCAUCUCAACUGUCAUUGGCAUGCUCCUCCUUGGUACCCGAGGAGCCACCGCCUCCCAAUUACAGAAGGUGUUUUGCUCUGAAGAAGACACUGAGAGCUCAAGAAUAAAGGCUGAAGAAAAUGAGAUUGAGGAGACAGAAGAGAUACAUCACCAAUUCCAAAAGUUUUUGACCGAAAUAAGCAAACUCCCUAGUGAUUAUGAACUGAACAUAAGCAACAGGCUGUUUGGAGAAAAAACAUACCUCUUCCUUCAAAAAUACUUAGAUUAUGUUGAAAAAUAUUACCAUGCAUCUCUGGAACCUGUUGAUUUUAUAAAUGCAGCAGAUGAAAGUCGAAAGAAGAUUAAUUCCUGGGUUGAAAGCCAAACAAAUGAAGAAAUCAAGGACCUGCUUCCAGAUGGCUCUCUUAGCAGCUCUACCAAGCUGGUGCUGGUGAACACAGUUUAUUUUAAAGGGCAAUGGGAUAGGGAGUUUAAGAAAGAAAAUACCAAGGAGGAGGAAUUUUGGAUGAAUAAGACUACAAGUAAAUCCGUGCGGAUGAUGACCCAGAGCCAUUCCUUUAGCUUCACUUUCCUGGAGGACUUGCAGGCCAAAAUUGUGGGGAUUCCAUAUAAAAACAAAGACCUAAGCAUGUUUGUGCUUCUUCCCAAUGACAUAGAUGGUCUGGAGCAGAUUAUAGAUAAAAUAAGUCCUGAGCAGUUAGUAGAGUGGACCAGUCCAGGGCAUAUGGAAGAAAGGAAUGUGAAUUUACACCUGCCCCGGUUCCAAGUGGAGGAUCAUUAUGACCUUGAGGCAGUCCUGGCAGCCAUGGAGACGGGAGAUGCUUUCAGUGAGCGCAAAGCCGACUAUUCAGGAAUGUCCCUACGCUCUGGGUUGCAUGCCCAGAAAUUCUUGCACAGCUCCUUCAUCAUGGUCACUGAGGAAGGCACAGAAGCUGCAGCUGCCACCAGUAUCAGCUUCAAUGUCACAUCAGCCCCAGGUGAUGAAAAUGUUCACUGUGAUCAUCCCUUCCUGUUCUUCAUCAAGCACAAUGAGUCCAACAGCAUCCUCUUCUUUGGCAGAUUUUCUUCCCCUUAA